GGGCAGCCGCCGGGCGCUCUGUCACCGAGCUGUGGUAGCUGAGGCUGGCCCUGGCGCGUCGCCAUUCCGACGCGGGUGUCUGCCGGGCCUGCCUCACACGCCGCUUCGCACCGGUCGCGCUUUUCUCCUAGAGCGCAGCGGCCGGACGGCCAGUGCGGGCUGGAGCGCCCAGCGAGGGCUGGAGCGCCCAGCGGGCUCUGCGCGCGAAUGAAUGGGCUCCCGGGGGACGCGCGCGCGCGGGGCUGAAGGGCAUUAGGACCGUGAGGAUCGCUCCGCGCCGCUGUCUCUCCCCAUCACCCCCCCACCCCCCACCUCUCUCCUUUUUCUGCUCUGCAGGACUGAGCAGCCGGGCGCGAGCGAAAACAAACAGCUGGGGCUGCGAGCGCCCCCGCUCCGGCCCCGCGAGUUCGCCGGCCCGGGCCCCCGCUCGGGGCGCCCGCCCGCCCACCAUGAGGAAGAUCCGCGCCAAUGCCAUCGCCAUCCUGACCGUAGCCUGGAUCCUGGGCACUUUCUACUACUUAUGGCAGGACAACCGAGCCCAUGCAGCAUCCUCCAGCGGCCGGGGAGCUCAGAGGGCCGGUGGGAGGCCGGAGCAGCUCCGCGAAGACCGCACCAUCCCGCUCAUUGUGACAGGAACACCCUCGAGAGGCUUUGAUGAGAAGGCAUACCUGGCGGCCAAGCAGCUGAAGGCGGGAGAGGACCCCUACAGGCAACACGCCUUCAACCAGCUGGAGAGUGACAAACUGAGCUCCGACAGGCCCAUCCGGGACACUCGUCAUUACAGUUGCCCGUCCAUGUCCUACUCUGUGGACCUGCCGGCCACCAGUGUCAUCAUCACCUUCCACAAUGAAGCUCGCUCUACCCUCCUGCGCACGGUGAAGAGUGUCCUGAACCGAACUCCUGCCAACCUGAUCCAGGAGAUCAUUUUAGUGGAUGACUUCAGUUCAGAUCCUGAAGACUGUCUGCUCCUGACCAGGAUCCCCAAGGUCAAGUGCCUGCGCAAUGACCGGCGGGAAGGCCUGAUCCGGUCCCGAGUUCGCGGGGCAGAUGUGGCCUCAGCGGCUGUCCUCACCUUUCUGGACAGCCACUGCGAAGUGAACACCGAGUGGCUGCAGCCCAUGCUGCAGCGGGUGAAGGAGGACCACACCCGCGUGGUGAGCCCCAUCAUCGAUGUCAUCAGUUUGGAUAAUUUCGCCUACCUUGCUGCAUCUGCUGACCUUCGCGGAGGAUUCGACUGGAGCCUGCAUUUCAAGUGGGAGCAGAUCCCUCUUGAGCAGAAGAUUAUCCGGACAGACCCCACCAAGCCCAUAAGGACGCCUGUCAUAGCUGGAGGAAUCUUCGUGAUUGACAAGUCCUGGUUUAACCACUUGGGAAAGUAUGAUGCCCAGAUGGACAUCUGGGGUGGAGAGAAUUUUGAACUCUCCUUCAGGGUGUGGAUGUGCGGCGGGAGCUUGGAGAUCGUGCCCUGCAGCCGGGUGGGCCACGUCUUCCGGAAACGGCACCCCUACAACUUCCCUGAGGGCAAUGCUCUCACCUACAUCAGGAAUACCAAGCGCACUGCAGAGGUGUGGAUGGACGAAUACAAGCAAUAUUACUAUGAGGCCCGGCCCUCGGCCAUCGGGAAGGCCUUUGGCAGUGUGGCCACAAGGAUCGAGCAGAGGAAGAAGAUGAACUGCAAGUCCUUCCGCUGGUACCUGGAUAACGUCUACCCAGAGCUGACGGUCCCGGUAAAGGAAGUGCUCCCUGGCAUCAUUAAGCAGGGGGUUAACUGCUUAGAAUCCCAGGGCCAGGACACUGCUGGUAACUUCCUGCUGGGAGUGGGCAUCUGCAGAGGGUCUGCCAAGAACCCCCCAGCGCCCCAGGCAUGGCUGUUCAGUGACCAUCUCAUCCAGCAGCAGGGGAAGUGCCUGACUGCCACCACCUCCUCCUCCACCUCCCCCGGGUUCCCAGUCAUACUGCAGGCGUGUAACCCAAGAGAAGGCAGGCAGAGAUGGAGAAGAAAAGCCUCUUUCAUCCAGCAUUCAGUCAUUGGCCUCUGCCUGGAGGCCACGCCCGCCCAGCUGGUGACCAGCAAGUGCCAGGCCGAUGCCCCGGCCCAGCAAUGGCAGCUGUUGCCGCACACAUGACGGUAGCCCCAGGGCCUCCUGUACCUUUUGCAUGAGACUUUGGGACUGGAAGGGGGUUAGGGUGGGGGAGUGUAAAGCGGGCCGUUUCCAUCUCCUCAUAUUUCUGCCGGAAUCAUCAGUAAACACCCCUGCCACGAGACACCAUUCUCCAAAGCUUGUACGUGGAGGGCUCAGGGAACAUACCCCGAUGCCCCGGCUGCCAUCCUGGCCUCGCCCCAGGAGAGAAGGUCAGGAUGCUGGACUGCUGCUGGGCAGAGACUGGGCAGGUGCCCUCACUCUUUGUCCCCUCCCUUUGCCUUCCUGGGGGCCCAGACAGUGGUUCAGGUGCCCUCCCCUUGUUGGCUGGGGAGAGCAAAGACAGAAGCCUACACAGGGGCCCCGCUGUGUCAUGGGGCCUGCCCGUGGGAUCGGGCGGCGCGGCUGGGGAGGCUGAGGCUGGGAAGCGAUGGGCAGCCUGCAGGGCAGACAGAGAACCAAAAGGAGGCGAGAAGCUCAGUGGCCUGUCCCAGGCAGGUGCUGGGUUGGGUGUGGGAGGAAUGGGACCUGGGGCAAAGAAUAGGUGAUUUGUAGGACAUGGAUAGAAGAACAGCAAAGCACCCAAAGAGUGGGUCUCUUCCUGGGGACCUAAUCCUCCCAUGCUGCACUGUGCCUCUGGUCCUGUGCUCUGGUCCCCAAGUUCUUAGCAAGAGGCUGCAGGGCAAUCUUCAGUGGCAGCCUUGGGACAGUUUAUUAAACAGACCCCACUUCUGUUUGGCCAUGUGUCAGGUCAAGGCCUCUCCCUUGGGCCUUAAUGACCUGCUGGUGCCCUGUCCCCCCUGCCUGGGCCUGCCUUGAGUACCCCACAAGGGCAGGCAGCCACCAUCCACCACUGAGCAGACCCCCUCGUUCCCAGUUUUUGACACCUGCUUUCUCAAAAGCCUUUGCCUCUGUAAAUACAGCAUUAUGGAGUUAGGGUGGCCAGUAAGAAUGGGACCUCCUUUCUGGAGCAUUGACACUCCCUAAGUCAUUAGGGACUAAGUCAUCCAGGCUAAGCCCAUCCUCACCUCUCCCCACUACAGGAGGGUCAGUCACGACCGUGGAUGGGAGGCAAGCUGGUGGCUUCUGUUCGUGUAGAGAGCUCCCAGUUCCUCCUCACAGGCAGUGGGCCUCUUUCCCCCUACCCCAUGGUCUGGUCUUGGAACCACUUCUGUUAUUCCCCAUAUUCCUCUUUCCCCACCCCACUGGCUCAAGCAGUGUGAUCUGGGGCAAAAGACUGGUGGUACCAGGACCUCUGAGGGUCCUCCUCCCACAAAGCAAACCAGCUCGGGACCCCUAGGGAGCUCAUGGAUUCCAAAGGGCCUAGGAAUCUCCUGAAAUUGUUCCCCAAAUAGUGUGUAUAUAUAUAUAUACACACUAUAUGCAUUUUCCUGGGGAGUGGGUCCUUGGAUUUCCCCAGCUUCUUACAGAGGUCCCCGAUCCCCAAAGGGUCUGGAUUGGAGCUACCUACCAUCCACCUGAGCUGCCAUGCCCUAUCUCCCUCCCUGGUGUGCCUAAACUGCUGUCGCCUGCGUCCUCUAUGCAGCCCCUGGGACCAGAAGCCAAGGGUCUACUCUGUAGGUCCGCAGCACCUACUCUGGAGGGCUCUCGGUGGUUUCCUCAGCUCCUGGCUCCCCGGCGUCCUCUCAGCAGUGCUCCUGUGCCUCAGUGGGCACCCUGUGGGCUCACCAGCAUGGGGGCCACACUCCUCCUGGCCUCUGCUGUGAUGUUUCACCCACCGUCAUCUCCAUUGUGCGUGUCCACCCCGGUGGGCAGCGUGGGCCUUUGGAGAUGGGGAGUGAAGGCUUGUCUCGUUGAAUGUAAGAGGGCUGUUGCUCAGAGAGCCGUAGCGGCUCCCUCCUUCCUCAUGGUCGGACCAGGCUCAGCACUUGUCAGCCAUCAUUUGUGGGACUCAGCCCUGUUCUGGUUUUGCUUUUCCUCUUCUUGACCAAAGCAUGUGCCACUAGCUGUCCCUGAGGACUUUGUCUAUAUGAAACACACACUUGGAAUAAAACCACUUCUCACAUGUA
Molecule: messenger RNA, 4171 nt
Organism: Hipposideros armiger (great roundleaf bat)
Lineage: Eukaryota; Metazoa; Chordata; Mammalia; Chiroptera; Hipposideridae
Gene: GALNT16
Product: polypeptide N-acetylgalactosaminyltransferase 16
Exons: 15
Coding region: 450-2126 (558 amino acids)
Biological process (GO): protein O-linked glycosylation
Cellular component (GO): Golgi apparatus
Molecular function (GO): polypeptide N-acetylgalactosaminyltransferase activity
Source: RefSeq, a predicted model, not a curated record